Mugil cephalus (flathead mullet) is the source of this 2587-nucleotide messenger RNA. RefSeq names its product sorting nexin 15 (gene snx15). Bases 138 to 1292 code for a protein of 384 amino acids. The record is from RefSeq and is a predicted model, not a curated record. The transcript is spliced from 8 exons. Gene Ontology annotation, molecular function: phosphatidylinositol binding. Lineage: Eukaryota; Metazoa; Chordata; Actinopteri; Mugiliformes; Mugilidae.
AGGAAGUGAGUGCGUCCAUUGAGGGGACGGACCGAAGAAUCACAACAGAAGAGAGACACUCAGCGCGGCUUUAGCUUGUUAGUUUGGAGAAGCUGAAACACGCUGUUGUUUUUCUUCUCUCAUUGUCGAGAGGGGACAUGUCGCGAAAAGCCAAAGAAGAAUAUCAUCGGUUCUUCACCGUUACCGAGCCGCGAACACAUGAGAAGGGACACACCGAGUACAAAGUGACAGCGAGGUUUGUGUCCAAGCGUCAUCCGGAAGAUGUGAAGGAGGUGGUCGUGUGGAGGAGGUUUUCAGAGCUGAAGAAGCUCCACGGAGAGUUGGCCUACACGCACAGGAAUCUGUUCAGGAGACAGGAGGAGUUUCCGCCUUUUCCCCGCGCACAAGUUUUUGGAAGGUUUGAUGAAGCUGUGAUUGAGGAGAGGAGGAAAGCAGCGGAAGCCAUGUUUCUUUUUACUACAACCAUACCUGCACUGUACAACAGCCCACAGCUCAAGGACUUCUUCAGAGGUGGCGAGGUCAUAAGACCUCUGGAUCCCUCUCUGUCCUCCGCGGGGCCCCUGCCUCCCCCUCUCAUCCCCCUCCCCAAGCGGAGAGCUUCGGACUGCGAGCCUGCUGAGGAGGAGGAGGGACGGGAGGCUCCUACCCUGCCCCAGGAUCUGGGCACCAACCUGAGCUUAGAAGUGGGAGAACCGGAGGUGGCGGCCGAGGCCUACACCGAGGUGGGAGGGUCUCCGAGAGAAGAAGAACGAGAGGACCUCAGCGACAUAGACCUGGACGACCGAAUUCCAUCUCCCGACCCGUCUCCUGCCAGAAACCACCAGUCAAGCGAGAACCAGGAAGAAUUUGAUUCACUGUUUGACUCUGUGGCAGAAGAACAAGUUCCAUCUCCAAAGGAGGAAGGUCCUCCUCCGCUGACUGACAACGACCUGGCUGUCUUUGACCCCUGCUACAAACAAGAAAGAUCAAAUUCCUCAACUGACCAUUCAGAACUGUUCUCCCUGCCCACGGCUGGUCUCAAUGAGGGGGAUGCGGGAUACUUGAACCAAGCAGCCAAGGAGCUCACCGCCGCCAUGGACAGAGAGAAGGAAGGAGAAUUUAGUUCUGCUAUUCGCGGAUACAGAACGGCGGUGGAUCUGCUGAUCACCGGAGUACAAGGAGACCCGGAUCCCGUACGCAGGGAGUCGGUGAUGAGGAGAACGGCCCAGUACCUGAAGCACGCCGAGAUGUUGGUUGAAAGGCACUCCUCACCCUCUCACACUCACACACCUACACACGCACAGGACCCGUAGGAAAAUGUCCUUAAACAGAGCUGUACAGACGGAAUAUUCGACCAAGACGAAGAGGGAUGGGGGUGCUGCAUCAGAUGACCUGGACUCAGAUUCACCGGACCUAAAACUCAUGCGGACCUGUUUGCGAGGAGUGGGACUACAGAGUGGAGCAAAAGCAGCCAACAAGUGCUCAGUAUAUGUGAGAGCUCCUUAAAAAACUAUUUCAGGUAACGAGUGAGCAAAGCUGUUAUGAAAGCAGUAGAUGGCUUCUUUUAAGAUUAUAUCAUUUAACAUGUUUUGUGCUGACAGCGUGGUUUCAUACAUGUGUAAAGUAAUUAAUAAUAAUUCCAGUGUGUCCAGUAUUAUUUGACUGGGUAUGGAUGUGUCCAAAGAGAAAAAUAUUGUCUACAAAAGGUACCAUAAUAUAUAAUAUGACGUUUGUUUAAGUUAUUACAAAGGAUUUAUGGCGACUAAACCAACACUUUGUAGUCAGAAAACAUCAUUCGGAUACGUUAGCACUUCUAAAUCUGACCAUGUUAUAAAUGCAGAUCCAAUAUUUUUUUUUUAGCUCGCAUUUGGUCUCCACCACAUACGAAGGAAAAUAAAUAGCUAAAACCUUCUGUGCGUUCACAAGCUAGCUGGUAACUUUGUCUUUCAGGCAUUUGGUGCUUGUCCAAGAAGUUAAACAUGAGUUUAUUACAGAUGAUUCACAGGAAAUUCCUGAGCUUUUAUGAGAAAAUAUUUUUGAUUAUUUUUGUUAGCAUGUUCGUAUACCAAAACGUUUACACAUUACACUUUUUGCAUUAGAUUUUAAAAGCAAAAUUUUGAUAAAGUCACAUGACCCCCUGUGUCAUCUUCGGUGACGCUGUCUACUCAGGCUACUAGAUCUGUUUGGGGAGUAUCCGGCGCUUCAAUGAUGUCAACUAUAGGUUCAUCCUGUAUGUUUGGCUCCAUUUGGGUCCGACUGUGAGAUAGGUUUGUGAUUAGACAACACCAGUUUGAUUUAUUUUUCACAAUAUGUUUGGAAGAAGUAGCUCAAUAAAUGUUUUUAUGUAUAAUUUUAAAUUUUCCACAAACAUAAAGUAAUAAAAUGACAAAAUAAUUCGAGUUUAUACUAUUAAUACGUAUAGCAGGUGCGAAAAAAAGGAAAAGAUUAAAUGAUAAUGCAGCUUUUAUCAAUUUAUCCAAAAACUAAAUAUGGACAAAACCGCUAAGUUGCUCUGUUUCCACAACAACCGCUAACCGCUAAAACUGCUAACUGCUUCCUCUUCUUCCUGUUGUCCAACCAAUAGAGGGAAUGAAUGUGACAUCACAGC